Messenger RNA from Strongyloides ratti, 1419 nucleotides. RefSeq names its product Enhancer of polycomb-like protein. Gene Ontology annotation, cellular component: piccolo histone acetyltransferase complex. The transcript is spliced from 2 exons. Gene Ontology annotation, biological process: regulation of transcription by RNA polymerase II. The record is from RefSeq and is a predicted model, not a curated record. The coding region runs from base 1 to 1419 and encodes 472 amino acids. NCBI's taxonomy places the organism in Eukaryota, Metazoa, Nematoda, Chromadorea, Rhabditida, Strongyloididae.
AUGGAAGAUGAGCUUGAUGACUUCAAUGAUUCACCAGGAUGGAGAUAUCUUGUCAAAUUGCCAACAGGAAUGGAAGAAGAUGAAGAAAAUGAAACACAUAUUAAGGAAGCUAUCAAUAUCAAACAGUUGUAUACUUUAGAUAAAGAUAAUGAUAAAACAGCUCCAUUAAUACCCACUCGACCAACAGAAGAAAUUGAUCAUGAUUUGUACAUAUGUUUAUAUAAAGUGGUAGAUAGUGAAUUAAUUGAUAAAAAAGAAUAUUUAAGAUUACCAUUGUCAUAUUUAUUUUUUAAUCCAUGUAACAUGUAUGAUGCAGACGAAGAAGAUUAUGAAUGGUUACAUAAAAGACCAUAUAUAACAAUAAAAGAGUUUGAGAGUGUUAUUGAAACUCUAGAAAAUGAAUCAACUGAUUCAAGUUUAUGUCUACCGGGUACAGCAGAGGAUAUUUUAAAAGAUAUGACACCUGGAAUUGUCGGUGAAGUUUAUGAUCUAUGGCUAAAUAAAAGAGCAGAAUGUAAUAAAAAAGGAUUAAGUUCAUUAAUGCCUAAGGUAAAGACAGAUUGUAGUAAAGAAGGUCUCAAUUCGGUGAAUCCUUACAUAUGUUUUCGCAAAAGACAUGAAAAAAUGCAAACAAGACGAAGUAAGAAGUGCGAAGAGGGAAAUUAUAUAAAAAUGUUAUAUCUCAAAAACAAUAUGAAAAUUUUUGAUAAACUUUUAAAGAAAAUGGAAAAAAGGGAAAAAUUGAAAUAUCGUAUUAUUGAAGAGAAUGAAAAUAUUUUUAAUAUGAGACUUUCUUUUAACUUAGAAUCUCAAAAUAUAAUAUCUAAAGAAAACCUGCCUAAGAGUACUAUUGUUAGUUAUGUAAUGAAUUCAAUUAUGAGUGAUAUUGAUGAAUAUACUAGAAAAAUUGAUAUAAAAACCAAAAAAAUUAGAGAUGGAAAGAAAAGACAAAGUUUAAUAUGGGAUAAAUAUGUUAAAUCCAUAAAUUGCAAAAAAAUUAAAAGAGAUAUACCAAUUAAUAUAAGAGAAAGAAAUUUAGUUGAAGUCAAUCUUGACGAUAGUGAUUCAUCUGAUGAGGAAACUAAUGGUAAUGUAAAAGAAGAUUUUGAAUUUAGAAGAAAAAGAGGCGUUACUUAUCGAGCUCCUAUUAGUGAUAUGAUGAAACCAGAUUCUUAUAUUUAUAAUGAAAUACCUUUUUAUGGAGGAGCAUUAAAUCAUCGUGAUCGUUUUUAUCCUUUCACAUUUUCUUCAAAAAUAAAUGGACAAACACUUACUAGAAUGAUCAGAAAAGUUCAAGGCAGGUUAGGUCAAACAUUUUUUGAAUAUAUCAGUGAUGAUUACAACAAGGAUCUACCCAAAAACUUAUUUGCUGUUCAUAAUAAAGAAUCCCAAAUAAAUUUAGACUUAUCUCCUUCGUAA